UGUUAUAGCAGCUCAGAGGACUUUUGUUUUCUAUCUUGGUUUUUGGCCAAGGUGCAAAGGUGAGGUGAUGUUAGGGUUGUGUAAAAGGGAAGGUUUAAUACUGAGUCCUAUGCAAGGGCAGGCCAUUUAUCAUAGUGUAUCAGAUUCAUGGAAAAGUUGGAGAAAAUCAUUAAAUUUUUCUUCAAUUCUUCAUUUGUUUCUAGGCUCACUUUUUUCUGCUCCCUAUUCUGUCUCUCCAAGAAUGAAACAUGACUGAGGACUCCCAGAGAAACUUCCGUUCAGUAUAUUAUGAAAAAGUGGGGUUUCGUGGAGUUGAGGAAAAGAAAUCAUUAGAAAUUCUCCUCAAAGAUGACUGUCUGGAUAUUGAGAAACUUUGUACUUUUAGUCAGAGGUUCCCGCUCCCGUCCAUGUACCGUGCAUUGGUCUGGAAGGUGCUUCUAGGUAUCUUGCCUCCACACCAUGAGUCCCAUGCCCAGGUGAUGAUGUAUCGCAGGGAGCAGUACUCUGAUGUCCUUCACGCCCUGGAAGUCAUUCGCUUCAUCAGUGAUGCCACACCUCAGGUUGAAGUCUGUCUCUACAUGCACCGGCUGGAGUCUGGGAAGUUGCCUCGAAGUCCCUCCUUCCCACUGCUAAAGGCUUUUGAACAAUACUUGAACCUGGAAGAUAGCCGACUGCUGAGUCAUCUGAAGACGAGUUCUGCAGUGUCCAAACUUCCCUAUGAUCUCUGGUUCAAGAGGUGCUUCGCUGGGUGCUUGCCUGAAUCCAGCUUACAGAGGGUUUGGGAUAAAGUUAUAAGUGGAUCCUGUAAGAUACUAGUUUUUGUAGCUGUGGAAAUUCUCUUAACCUUUAAAAUAAAAGUAAUGGCACUGAACAGUGCAGAGAAGAUAACAAAGUUUCUGGAAAACAUCCCCCAGGACAGCUCGGAUGCGAUUGUGAGCAAGGCCAUCGACUUAUGGCACAAACACUGCGGGACCCCGGUCCACUCCGCCUGAACAUUCCUGACAUUGUGGACAGUCUGCCAGGCCUGCCCAGAAGGCUUUUUUGGGACAUGAUCUACUAAACUGAUAAUAGGGUUCUCACUUUGGUGCUCAAAGUGUAAUUGUUUUCCCAGCAAAAUUUAUUUAAGAUACCUGGAGUCGCUGGGUUGUGGAAUGGCAUCUUCUGAUUACGUAGAACUACAGAGUUCAAUUCUGAAUAGCAUUUAAAAAAAUAUUUAUUUUAUUGACGUAUAUAGGUGAUUCACACUGUGUUAAUUUCUGCCGUACGGCAAAAUGAUUCAGUUAAACAUAUAUAGACGUUCUUUCUCAUAUUCCUUUCCGUUAUGGUUUAUCACAGGGUAUUGAAUAUAGUCCCCUGUGCUUAUACAAUAGGAACUUGUUCUGAAUAGCAUUUUAAAAGAGCGUUGCUUGAAAAUAGCUCCCAGCUUGUAAAGCAGUUGAGUCAGGCUGGGUGGGUGCCUCAGUAAGCAGGGUGUAACCAAGCUUGCCCUGCGCCUCUCUACUUAGCACCAAGCUAGUUCCUUUCUGAGGUCUAUUUCUGGAAUGACAAACAACUUCCCUAUGCUGACAACUCGGAUUCGGCUUUUGUUGAUACAGUACCUGUUGAAAUCUAAGCUGACUUUCUAAUCUUCUGAAAUCUAAAUCUGCUUUCUGAGACUUUGUCUUGCUAAAUAGGUUUAAAUAAAGGCCUUACAUUUUUUUUUUC
Physeter macrocephalus (sperm whale) is the source of this 1704-nucleotide messenger RNA. RefSeq names its product TBC1 domain family member 7 (gene TBC1D7). NCBI's taxonomy places the organism in Eukaryota, Metazoa, Chordata, Mammalia, Artiodactyla, Physeteridae. Gene Ontology annotation, biological process: negative regulation of TOR signaling; activation of GTPase activity. The coding region runs from base 249 to 992 and encodes 247 amino acids. Gene Ontology annotation, molecular function: GTPase activator activity. The record is from RefSeq and is a predicted model, not a curated record. The transcript has 6 exons.